GCGACGACCAUGGCCGCGUCCUCCCCGAAGUCCGACCGCGCGGCCCUCCUCAAGGCCUUCGACGAGGCCCGCACCGGCGUCCGCGGCCUCGUCGAGUCCGGCGUCUCCACCGUCCCCGACCUCUUCGUCCACCCCGACCCCUAUGCCUCCGCCCCGCUUGCUCCCCCGGGCGUCUCCAUCCCCGUCGUUGACCUUUCCCUCCCCGCGCACCUCGUAGCCGCCGCCACCGCGGCGGCCGCCCGCGACUGGGGCUUCUUCCACCUCGUUAACCACGAGGCCCUCGUCCCCUCAGGCCACCCCGCGAGGGCCCUCGCCGCGGUGCGCCCCUUCAACGAGCUCCCCGCCCCCGAGCGCGCCGCGCACUACGGCCGGGCCUUGGCCGGCGGGGUCAGCUACUCCUCGAACGUCGACCUGUUCCGGUCCCCCGCGGCGAGCUGGCGCGACACCGUCCAGGUGAUGUUCGGGCCUACGCCGCCCAACGCCGAACGCAUACCGUCGGUGUGCCGCUCUGAAGUCAUCGAGUGGGAAGCGCACGCCGCCGCGGUGGCCCGCGCCGUGAUGGCUCUGCUCUCCGAGGGGCUCGGGCUCGGGGGUGCGGCGCUGGAGGAGACCUCGUGCCUGGAGGGGAAGCUCAUGGUCUGCCAUUACUACCCGGUGUGCCCCGAGCCUGAGCGCACCAUGGGCUUAGUCCCGCACACGGACCCCGGCGUGCUCACCGUCCUUGAGCAGGAUGGCAUUGGUGGUUUGCAGGUGAAGCACACCAAUGGGGACGGGGAGAGCUUCUGGGUGGACGUGAAGCCUGAGCCGGGCGCGCUUGUGAUCAAUGUCGGGGACCUUUUACAGGUCAACGCAAUUCAACUCAACAUUUCACUUGAGUUGGAUAUGAUGUCGUAUUAGGGGUAGAUAGUAAGCGGGAAUAGUCAAUGGAUUAUUGCUUUCAGGAUCACAUUAAUAAUGGAUCUGGACCAGUUUCAUAAUAUCAUCACUGCAUGGGCUGCUUUUUGCAUGGUUCAAGGGGCUGGUCAGAAGGUUUUCAAGGUGUUGUCAAUGAACCAUUCAUAUAUUGUUGAUUUGAACUGUGAGAGUUGUGACUGCAAAAGAUGGGAGCUGUCUGGGAUUCCAUGUCAUCAUGCCAUAGCUUGUGCUAGAGAGGAGAGGAUAGAUCCUGAGAGCCUGGUGCAUGAAUGCUACUCUGUAGCUACUUACAAAAAAGCUUAUAGUUUCAAUAUCAAGCCGAUGAGGGACCAAGAGCAUUGGACAAGGAUGGAAGGAGUGGAUGUGUACCCACCUGUGUACACCAAGGUGAUGGGUAGACCAAGGAGAAAUAGAAAGAAAGAUCCAGAAGAGAAGCUUGACAAGGAAGGGGGCAAGAAACUGACUAAACAUGGUGUAAGCAUGCACUGUUCUGUUUGUGGAGCAGCAAAUCACAACAAGAAAGGUCAUCAGAAGUGGGCAGAAACAAAUAGAGAGGCACCAGUAGCUACAGAUGAUGAUU
This is a messenger RNA of Triticum aestivum (bread wheat), 1495 nucleotides long. RefSeq names its product 1-aminocyclopropane-1-carboxylate oxidase homolog 4-like. The transcript is spliced from 2 exons. Bases 10 to 897 code for a protein of 295 amino acids. The record is from RefSeq and is a predicted model, not a curated record. Lineage: Eukaryota; Viridiplantae; Streptophyta; Magnoliopsida; Poales; Poaceae.